This is a messenger RNA of Vicia faba (fava bean), 888 nucleotides long. Lineage: Eukaryota; Viridiplantae; Streptophyta; Magnoliopsida; Fabales; Fabaceae. The record is from the annotation of a GenBank genome assembly.
AUGGCCGAGAAAGCGAAGCAGCAACAACCGCGCUUCGCGUUCUCGUUUCCCGUAACCUUCGUCCUUUUCGCCAUCGCUUACAUUUACUUCUCCACCGUCUUCGUCUUCAUUGAUCGAUGGCUUGGUCUCUUCUCCUCCCCUGGAAUCGCCAACGCCGCCGUUUUCACUGCCAUCGCUGUUAUGUCGCUGUUUUCUUAUCGGGCGGCUAUAUCCACGGAUCCGGGUCGGGUUCCGGCUACGUACACGCCGGAUAUCGAAGAUAACACAACCCCGCUACAUGAGAUCAAACGCAAGGGUGGAGAUUUGCGAUUUUGUCAAAAGUGUUCUCACUAUAAGCCUCCCCGUGCACAUCAUUGCCGGGUUUGUAAAAGAUGUGUUCUACGAAUGGAUCACCAUUGCAUUUGGAUAAAUAAUUGCGUCGGUCACGCAAACUACAAGAUCUUCUUCAUUUUUGUCACGUAUGCUGCAAUUGCCUGCAUUUACUCCAUGAUCUUACUUGUUGGUAGUCUAGCUUAUGAUGGUUUACCAGAUGACGAGAACAAUGGCGGCUCUUAUAGAACUGUAUAUGUUGUUUCUGUGAUCUUACUGGCCCCCUUAUCUAUAUCAUUAUGCGUUCUUUUAGGAUGGCAUAUCUAUCUCAUCCUACAUAACAAAACUACCAUAGAGUUGUGUUGGCAGUAUUAUGAAGGAGUGAGAGCUUUGUGGCUUCAAGAGAAGGGUGGGAGUAUCUAUAAACAUCCAUAUGACCUUGGCCCAUAUGAGAAUUUGACAUCUGUUUUGGGACCAAAUAUUCUCAGCUGGCUGUGGCCAACGGCGAACCAUAUAGGUUCUGGACUUAGGUUCCGCACAGUCUACGAUCUCACAAAAGGUGCAUCAACAUCCAAAUGA